AUGUUAUCUUGCAAAGCUAGAAAGUUAUCAUCAUUCUCUAAGUCACUGAGCCUUGGGCUUUGUUCUUUCCGGUUUGCCAAGGCUUCAUUUGUCCUUGAAGAGAGAUACAUUUGCAGCGACGCUCGUGCCUUCUUCAUUCUUGUUGAUCUACCAAGAAAGUUUUCACCAGCUUCAUGUAGGCUUCUGAGUACUGCAAGCUGUUUCCUUAAAGAAAGCUUUACGUCGUAUGAUAAGAAGGAUGUCACUUUAACUGACGAGACGUUAGCGACUUCUAAUUUCAGUUCAGGUGAAAUGGCAGUUGAAUACAGUAGUUCAUCACGUGGUAGAUUGCAUUCUGCCCUUGCUGAGUACACGUUAGACGAAGAUGGUUUUAUGAACAUAGAGGAUCUUGUAGAUUUCCUAAGAAGAGAAAAUGCUAUGGACAUCUGUGUAAUUAAGACAAGUGGAGACAGACGAAGCUAUGUGGACUACUUUGUAAUUGUUAGCGGUGUCUCUGUAAGACAUUUGCGAGCUAUGGCUAAGAACUUGGAGCAGCUGGUAGGUACAUGUAGAAAGAUAUGCGUUAUUGACCAAGCGUGAGUUCAAGGCAGGCGAUGGCUGGAUAUUGGUCAAGUUCCUUUUUACAUUUUUAUUCGUCAAGGUCAUUAAAAUGCAAAAAAAGUUAAGGCCCAAGAUAUAGCCAUGAUCUUGACCGAACAAAUUUGGCCAACAAAGGAUUAAUUAUCUGGCCAAAAAGAGAACUUUCUCUUGGGGGUCUAACGCUGGAAGUCCAGAGUCCCAUCUUGCCUGCUCACGUAGCCACUUAGGUAACCAAUCAGAAUGCAGGAUUUGAGUUAUCUUGCUCACUCACAGUUUUAGGCAUAUAAUGACAGAUGCUCAUUGACUGGAUUGGAGAAAUGAAAAGAUCCCUGAGCAACAAGUGGUUGGUAGGCAAGAUGAACCUUUGGAAGGGCAGAGUCUUCCUUUUUUGGACAAGAUACACUUCCCCCUAAUUAUUCCACAAAAUAUCAACUUCUAUAUUUAUAGAAGCCCUCUGUGUGGGGGGAGGGGGUUCCUCUGUUUCUAGAAUGAAUUUCAAAACCUAUUGUUAUACUAAUUUCACUCAACUAAACAAGGACUGCCAUUGGUUGAUUCUUGACUGUGAUACAUGUGAGCAAUUGUACCCCGCUUGGGGUACAUUACAGCAUGUUAUCAAAGCAUGGUGGAAAGUGGCGUGACGGAAAGGGGGAAAAAACACUGCCAGUUUUCUUUUUUGUGAAUGAACACGACAACACAAACAAAAAGCCUCAGGCUUAAAAGCAAUGAUUUUCAAAGAUAUCCUGAAAGAGAAACAGCAGCUAGUGAAGGAAAAAGAUGCAGAUAUUAUAAGGAAACUGCUUUGUAAAUCAUUCAGUCAGUGGUUUUGAGAAUUAAAUAAUUUAAUUCUCAAAACCACUGAAUGAACAAAAAAUUAUUUGUGUUCUUGUAAGUACCAAGUUGACUGUUUUGAUUUGCUCCAGUGAUUCCUGUGUUGCUGUUGAAGUGAAAGUCUAGAAAUAUAACAAAACACUUAAUGUCAGGUCCUCGGGAAACCAGUUAGUUUUGUUUUCCCUUGAGUCCUGAUGUUCCUCAAGACUUCAUCUCGGGGAAACAUUAGGACUCUUGCAAAACAAAACUAACUGUUUCCCUGGGGAUCUGACGUAAAGUGUAUAUUGUUUCACAUAGUGAGGAGAAACCCAUGUCCCUGUCUUUAUUACUGUGGCAGUUUCAACCCAUAUAUCUGUGUUGGUUGUCACCAUUUUAUCUAUCUUAUGUCAAAGUUACAAGGCCAUGUCGCUGUUGAUAUUUACCUAACAGGGCCUCAUUAUAGCUAGGCCAUGAAUUGGCAUCCAUAUCAGAAACCAUCUGUAAUAGUGGAGUGUGAAAAGAAUAUUCCUAGGAAGGUUAUAGCUCUAUGAAGUCACAAAAUUUUAAAGUUGUUUAUUUUGGGUGCAAAGGUGGGUGAAAUUUUGUGAUAUAUGGGGCGAUAUGUUUAUUAUUGUUUACCCAUCAUUGUCAAAUUUUAAUCCUGGAUUAAUGCUAAUCGGGCUUUCAGGAACGGGACCCCUGUCCAGUUGUCCAGGACAACUCCUACUCACCUGCCGGAAGGGCAAAGGUCUAGGCAUGUCAUGCUUGCACUAAAUCAUAAAGUGAGACAAGCAUGAGACUACCCCAGGCAAGCAAUAUGUUAUUGCCACUGCUAGUCACGAGUGCAAGCUGGGAUUCAGGUUUUUUACAGCCCUGGGCCUGGUUCCUCAAAAGAUGGUUAAGGUUAACCUAUGAUUAAGCCGAAUUUUAAGCAAGGUUUUCUUGUCUAAGUAACUCAAGCUUACAAAAUACUAUUGUGCCUUUACUGCAAAAAAAGGAUCCAGUUAUUCCCCCCGAACUUUCACCCGCUAAUCAGCACAUACAGACGUGGGAAUGUUUUUUCCUUACAAGAGAAUAACUUUCUUUUAGUAUUAUAACAUGUAUAAUGUUUCCGUUAAGGCAUUUGUCAUCAUCCAAGUGAGUUGAGUCUGAUUUAAUAUAGCUACUUAUGAUCUAACCCUCAUGACUAUUUUCUCUAUAGUUCAGAGGGCAUGAGGUGCGUGGCAUUGGAAGAGAUGGCCAUGUGGUUGUAGAGGGUUUAGAGAAUGAUCACUGGGCAGCUUUAGAUAUUGGUAAGAAUUUUUAAAAACCACAGCAUUCAAGAUCCAAAAAGCUUGAAAUGAAUGAACUCCAGUCUGAAGAGCUUGAAGGUUAUGUUUAAACUUGGGGCCUGAGCACUCAUCCAAUCUAUUACCCUAUGUUGUGUUCUGUACACAUUUUAUCUACCAGUAUAAAUUACUAUGAGACACUAUUUUGAAAACAAGUGUCAUGGAGCAUGGGUAUACAACAAACAUGGUGUUUAAAGUCUUGAAAUUAUUUGAGCCCAUUUUAGUUUCCAUUUCAUAUGUUGAGAGCCAUAACUUUAAUAUUCUCUUGUUUUGCAGGUAACAUUGCUGUGCACUUCUUUCUCCCUGAAAUGAGAGCUGUUUAUGAACUAGAAAAACUUUGGACACUGGGACCGAAGCAUGAUGACCAGUCAAAAGCUAUGCUUCAGCAAGAGAGAUAUAUGGGAGCUGCUAAAUUUGGUACAAAUAUGGAUGAAUCUGCUGAUGAAUAA
Messenger RNA from Porites evermanni, 3163 nucleotides. The record is from the annotation of a GenBank genome assembly. NCBI's taxonomy places the organism in Eukaryota, Metazoa, Cnidaria, Anthozoa, Scleractinia, Poritidae.